Messenger RNA from Pseudopodoces humilis (Tibetan ground-tit), 3084 nucleotides. It is a transcript of the gene TRHDE, whose product is annotated as thyrotropin releasing hormone degrading enzyme. NCBI's taxonomy places the organism in Eukaryota, Metazoa, Chordata, Aves, Passeriformes, Paridae. The record is from RefSeq and is a predicted model, not a curated record. Gene Ontology annotation, biological process: peptide catabolic process; proteolysis. Gene Ontology annotation, molecular function: zinc ion binding; metalloaminopeptidase activity; peptide binding. Gene Ontology annotation, cellular component: cytoplasm; membrane.
CCCGUCACCCCCAUGAUGAUCGAGGAGGAUGCCGCCUUGCGGAACGGCAGCCGGGGGCUGCCGCCGGGACCCUGGGCCGAGGCGCCGGGGCCAAGACCCCGCACCACGGAGCGGCACAUCGCCGUGCACAAGCGCCUGGUGCUGGGCUUCGCCGUCUCCAUCCUAGCGCUGCUGGCGGUGACCAUGAUCGCCGUGCUGCUCAGCGUCCGCUUCGAGGAGUGCGGAGCCGCCGCCGACGGUCCGCCGCGGGCCGGCGGCAACGGGAGCCUCUCGGGGACAGCCCGGCAGCCGCCCCGUGCGGGGCAGCCCCCCGGCAGGCCGGAGGAGGAGGCGCGGGGCGGGGAAGCGGCGGAGGAAGAGGAGGAGGAGGAAGAGGAGGAGGAGGAGUGGCAGCGGCGGCGGGAGCUGCCGCCCUGGGCCCGGCCGCGGCUGCCGCGGCACCUGCGGCCGCUGCAUUACAACCUGAUGCUGAGCGCCUUCAUGGAGAACUUCACCUUCAGCGGGGAGGUGAACGUGCAGCUGGAGGUGCGUAACGCCAGCCGCUACAUCGUGCUCCACGCCCACCGCAUGCACAUCGAGGCGGUCCGCGUGGCCGAGGACAAGCUGGCCGGCGGGGUGCGGGUGGCCCGCACCUUCUUCUAUCCCCAGACCCAGGUGUUCGUCGUGGUCCUCAACCGCAGCCUGGAGGUGCAGAGAAGUUACAACCUUAAGAUCAUCUACAACGCCCUUAUCGAGAACGAACUGCUGGGCUUCUUUCGCAGCUCCUACGUCCUUCACGGCGAGCGAAGGUUUCUUGGUGUCACGCAGUUUUCUCCCACUCAUGCCAGAAAAGCCUUUCCUUGCUUUGAUGAGCCCAUCUACAAGGCCACAUUCAAAAUCAGCAUCAGACAUCAAGCGACUUACUUAUCUUUGUCCAACAUGCCAGUUGAAACUUCUGUUUUUGAAGAAGAUGGAUGGGUUACAGAUCACUUUUCACAGACCCCUCUCAUGUCCACCUAUUAUCUGGCUUGGGCAGUGUGCAAUUUCACAUACCGGGAAACUGUCACCAAGAGUGGAGUAGUUGUACGGUUAUAUGCAAGGCCUGAUGCAAUCCGAAGAGGAUCGGGGGACUAUGCUCUAAAUAUUACAAGGAGACUCAUUGAGUUUUAUGAGGAUUAUUUUAAAGUGCCCUAUUCCCUGCCAAAAUUAGAUCUGUUGGCUGUGCCUAAGCAUCCUUAUGCUGCUAUGGAAAACUGGGGACUGAGUGUUUUCGUGGAGCAAAGGAUACUGCUAGAUCCAAGCAUUUCUUCUAUUUUAUACCUACUGGAUGUCACCAUGGUCAUUGUACAUGAGCUAUGCCAUCAGUGGUUUGGUUGGUUUGUGACUCCAGUUUGGUGGGAGGAUGUGUGGUUGAAGGAAGGUUUUGCUCACUAUUUUGAAUUUGUUGGGACAGACUACCUCUAUCCGGGGUGGAACAUGGAAAAACAGAGAUUUCUGACAGAUGUCUUACAUGAAGUGAUGUUGCUGGAUGGAUUGUCCAGUUCACAUCCAGUAUCCCAGGAAGUGCAGCAGGCCUCAGACAUCGACAGGGUAUUUGACUGGAUUGCCUAUAAAAAGGGUGCGGCUCUGAUUCGAAUGUUGGCUAACUUUAUGGGUCAUUCUGUGUUUCAGAUGGGCUUACAAGACUAUUUAACCAUUCACAAGUAUGGCAAUGCAGCCAGAAAUGAUCUCUGGAACACAUUGUCAAAGGCUUUAAAAAGGGUUGGAAAAUCUGUAAACAUCCAAGAGGUAAUGGAUCAGUGGACAUUACAGAUGGGUUAUCCUGUUAUCACUAUCUUGGGAAAUGAAACUACAGAGAACAUCAUAGUCAUCUCCCAAGAGCGUUUUGUUUAUGAUAGUGAUACUAAACCCAAGGAUCCUGCCCGUGGGGACAACAGCUACUUGUGGCAGAUUCCAUUAACAAUUGCAGUAGGAAAUACGAGCCACAUCUCAUCAGAGGCAAUUAUAUGGGUGUCUAACAAAUCAGAACACCACAGAAUUCCUGCUUUGGAAGAGGCAAGUUGGUUGCUGGGGAACAUAAACCAGACUGGCUACUUUAGAGUUAAUUAUGAUAUUAGGAAUUGGAGGCUGCUAAUUAAUCAGCUAACAAGGAACCAUGAGGUUAUCUCUGUCAGUAAUCGAGCAGGCUUGAUUGAUGAUGCAUUCAAUCUAGCCAGAGCUGGUUAUUUGCCUCAGAAUAUUCCUUUGGAGAUUAUGAAGUAUCUUUCAGAGGAAAAAGAUUUCCUGCCUUGGCAUGCUGCCAGCCGAGCUCUUUAUCCUCUAGAUAAAUUGCUGGACCGUACAGAAAACUACAAUAUCUUCAAUGAGUAUAUAUUAAGACAAGUGGCGUCAAUGUAUCUGAAGCUUGGAUGGCCAACGAACAAUUUAAACAAAUCACUUGUUCAAGCAUCAUACCAACAUGAAGAGUUGCGUCGGGAAGUCAUCAUGUUGGCCUGCAGCUUCGGGAACAAACACUGUCACCAGCAGGCUGCAACGUUAAUCUCUGACUGGAUUUCUAGCAAUAGGAACCGAAUACCUCUCAAUGUGAGAGACAUUGUCUACUGUACAGGAGUUUCACUGAUGGAUGAAGAUGUAUGGGAGUUCAUUUGGAUGAAAUUUCAUUCUACCACAGCAGUGUCCGAGAAGAAAAUACUAUUAGAAGCCUUAACUUGCAGUGAUGACAGAAACUUGCUCAACAGACUUUUGAAUUUGUCUCUCAACUCAGAAGUUGUCCUGGAUCAGGAUGCAAUUGAUGUGAUAAUCCAUGUAGCUCGAAAUCCACACGGAAGGGAUCUUGCUUGGAAGUUUUUCAGAGAGAAGUGGAAAAUACUAAAUGCUAGGUAUGGAGAAGCGUUAUUUAUGAAUUCAAAGCUUGUCAGUGGGGUCACAGAAUUCCUCAAUACUGAAGGAGAACUAAGAGAGCUAAAGAACUUUAUAAAGAGUUACGAAGGGGGUGCUGCUGUCUCUUUCUCUCGUGCUGUGGAAACAGUGGAAGCCAAUGUGCGGUGGCAAAGGCUUUAUAAGGAAGAACUGUUCCAAUGGCUAAGAAAAUCCUUGACACAGUAA